AUGAGGUUCAGCAGCAUGCUCGUCGCCAUCAUCUCUUACUUUCUAAAUCUUCUGCCUAUCUUUCAUCAACGAACAGUACUGGACGACCGCUCACAGCGCGGCCCAUGCCCUAGAAGCCCUCCUCUAUCGACGACGGAACGGACCGAGUUCGGCACCCUAGGAUGUAUUGUCUACGGCUACCCCUCCACGGGUGGGAUUCUUAUCAAAGAGGCUGACCUUCUCGAUAUGCUUUUCCUAUCGCUCUCCCGCUUUCAUGUAUCGCAGCGCUCACCUAGUGCCGACGAAGAAGACAGAUUCUGUAAUCUUAUGCGACGGACUGGUGCGACGUUGUGGCCGAGUAAAGAGUAUUGGAUCGAGGUGGAGUUAGGCGCGAGGGAGGCCACAGAGGAAGAAGCAAAGGUGCUAGUGUGUGGUUGGCCGACGGAUGGAGCGGGUGUGUGGGUGUUGAGGUUUGGGAGUGCUAGGCAAAUGCCAAGAGGUUUUGGGAGAAUGAGUUUAGCGAUGAAUAUGGAGGAGAAGAUACAGAUGAUGAAAGAGUAUGGCGCUACGUUUGUUGAAGAUAUUACGCAGGUAGAGGAACUUUAUGAUAGCUAA
Penicillium antarcticum is the source of this 594-nucleotide messenger RNA. RefSeq lists its product as uncharacterized. Bases 1 to 594 code for a protein of 197 amino acids. The transcript has a single exon. NCBI's taxonomy places the organism in Eukaryota, Fungi, Ascomycota, Eurotiomycetes, Eurotiales, Aspergillaceae. The record is from RefSeq and is a predicted model, not a curated record.